AUUCAGAUGAUUCCCGAUAUCGUCAUCGACAGAGAUUUUGGGGUUUUCCGUCGUAUAGUCCUCGAUUGAUUCGCAGUUAAGUUUAACAUCUGUAAAAACCCAUCAGUGUAUCUAUUAAAAACUUGUAAUUUCGUAAAAAGUUUAUGGAUUUGUUCAUUUCUAUUACUCGUUGUUUUGAUAUGUGGGCAAGUCUCUCUCGUAGUGAUGAUGGCGUGGACACGAUUGAUUCAGAGCGCGAGAGCAUCUAUUGGGACAGCGAACUCGUGUUCGGCUCUUGGCCUCCCUAGAUUCUACUCCAAACCAGCCACUUAUUUCGAGAAGGUUGGGAUUCCAGAGUUCCUUGGCGGGAUUGGAGGAGGAGCUGAGACUCACAUUGCCAAAAUUGAAACUGAGAUCGGUGAUCUUCAUAAGCUGCUUGUGACGCGUACCCUCAGACUCAAGAAGCUUGGCAUCCCUAUCAAACAUAGGAAACUCAUACUCUAGUAUGGUCAAAAAUACAGGCUAGGAAUAUGGAAGCCUAGAGUUGACGCUAUCAAGACCUGAUUGAGGCGCUAUGUUGAACUGUGAGUCUAUCAUGCUGGGCCGUACCACUGGAAUGAGUUGUAACCUAAAGGAUCAUUUUCAAAAUCACUUCAGUAGUGGACAAUCUAGACAGUAGUAGUAGUAAUGUUGGUUUAAUGGUUGUGGCAGUUCAUUGAAAUCCCAUUUUGUAGUUCAUGUAACUGUUUUCUGCACUCUUUUAGAAUCAAAUGCCCAUUGUCUUGAGGGACCUAUAGGUGUAUACAGUAUAUAUAGAAGUCACCUUAUAUAUAUAUGGCAACAUUUCAAUGA
Messenger RNA from Eutrema salsugineum, 831 nucleotides. RefSeq lists its product as uncharacterized. Bases 205 to 483 code for a protein of 92 amino acids. Lineage: Eukaryota; Viridiplantae; Streptophyta; Magnoliopsida; Brassicales; Brassicaceae. The transcript has 3 exons. The record is from RefSeq and is a predicted model, not a curated record.